Recurvomyces mirabilis is the source of this 1743-nucleotide messenger RNA. RefSeq names its product Origin recognition complex subunit 2 (gene ORC2). Gene Ontology annotation, molecular function: DNA replication origin binding. The record is from RefSeq and is a predicted model, not a curated record. The coding region runs from base 1 to 1743 and encodes 580 amino acids. Gene Ontology annotation, biological process: DNA replication. The transcript is spliced from 2 exons. Lineage: Eukaryota; Fungi; Ascomycota; Dothideomycetes; Mycosphaerellales; Teratosphaeriaceae. Gene Ontology annotation, cellular component: nucleus; nuclear origin of replication recognition complex.
AUGGCCAAACGAAGCCGGGAUGGCGACGGCAAGGAUGAGGAAAGUACCCCACCGGAAACACCAUCAGGCCGGAAAUCUAUACUGAGAGGUACACCGAACAAGUUGAAUGGCAUCGCGACCGUGGAUGCGACACCCAAGUCUCUUCGUAAAGUGCUCUUUUCGACGCCUGCCAAGCAUGGUGAGGAUGAUGAAGAUGACGACAAUGUCACCCCUACCACAACCCGCAACGACCGAUCAGCUCGUAGAAAGAGCCAGAGGACGUUGCAACAUGUCGACGAAGCCAGCGAUGGAGAGAAUGCGAUUGUGCAGGACGGACGUCUAGCUCAACAGAUAUUGGGAGAAGACGCAGUCUCAGAAGAUGAGGACGAGGACGACGACGACGAAGAUGGGAUCACUCCGUCUGAACCACAAUCCGGCCCCGACACGCCCUCCAAAUCCGGCAAGUUACGAGGACGUCCUAAAGGCCGACGGCGGGAACGCACACCCUCACCUCCACCAGAUCUGCCACCGCACGAACUCUACUUCUUCCAAAAUCGCACAGGCGCCAACAAGACGUCCACGAAUACUCUACCCUCGCACGUUCUUCUCAGUCACGAGGACUAUUUCGCCAAGAUAGGCUCAUACAAAGAUCCUCAUGCGUCGGAUAUCGAUCGGCUGAAGCGAUUGCACAAACGUGCGUUCGAGCAAUGGAUGUUUGAGCUGGAAGAGGGCUUCAAUCUAUGCCUGUAUGGAUAUGGGAGUAAGAGGUUGUUGGUCAAUGAGUUCGCCGAAGAGCUGUCUGCGGAGGCGCAAGACAAGAGGAAGAUUGUCGUUGUGAAUGGGUACACGCCUGGUCUGGCGAUGAAAGACAUCCUGAACACUCUUGCUCGAGUGGUCAUAAAGUCGAAACUUAAGCUACCGACUCAGGUACCUGCACUACUGGACGAGAUCCUCAGAAGCCUGACGACUGAUGCGAACGCUAUGUCAUUUACGCUGGUCGUUCAUUCCCUAGACCACCAGAAUCUUCGCAAGCCAGCGGUACAAGCUAUGCUCGCUCGCUUGGCUGGACACCCUGCCAUCUCUCUUAUCGCAACAUGCGAUUCGCCGCUAUUUCCGCUGCUCUGGGAUACGGCUACGACAAGACAAUAUCGGUUCCUAUACCACGAUACCACGACCUUCGAACCAUACCGGGUGGAGCUCGAUGUUGUGGAAGAAGUCAACACAUUGCUGGGCAGAAGUAGAAGACGAGUAGGCGGCAAAGAUGGUGUAGCCUUCGUGCUGAAGAGUUUGCCGGAGAAUGCGAGGAAUUUGUUUAGAAUCCUAGUAGCGGAACAACUUGCUCUAGCCGAUGCAGCCCCCGCAGGAUUGUCAAGUCACGCAGCUUUCGGUGGCGGUCAAGAUGACGACGAUGACGAAGAAGUGCUAGGGGCGUCCGACGACGACCUCGCAGCUGCAGGCCAACAUACGCCCUCUCGACGUGGCCGGCACAAGCGAGCGCCGGUCAAGAGCGCCAAGAAAGUCGCCGCUCCUGUCGUUCGUCCUAAUGCAGCACAGGGCAUGGAAGGUGUGGAGUACCGCACACUAUACCACAAAGCUGUCGAAGAGUUCGUCUGCUCGAGCGAGCUGAACUUCCGGACUCUGUUGAAGGAAUUUGUGGAUCAUCAGAUUAUUGAAAGUCGAAAGGAUGUAGCUGGGACUGAGAGGGUAGCUGUUACUGGUGUUGGGAGGGAGGAGUUGGAGGGAUUGCUGGAGGAGCUUGUUUAG